AUGUCCUCCCGUGUCGGUCUUCGUUUCUUCCAGAACUCUCGCGCUGCUUUUCGCAAUGCGCAGCGUCGCUUUGGCGCCGGACGCCGCUUCCAGAGCUCGGAUGCCGCCGCCGAGCAACAGAGCACUUUCCAGCGUAUAUGGAACAGCCCCGUUGGUGUCAAGACGGUGCAUUUCUGGGCCCCUGUCAUGAAGUGGGCUCUGGUCAUCGCCGGUAUCUCCGAUCUUAGCCGUCCCGCCGAGAAGCUGUCUUUGACUCAGAACGGUGCCCUGACGGCUACCGGAGCCAUCUGGACCCGCUGGUGUCUGAUCAUCAAACCUAAGAACUACCUGCUUGCUGCUGUCAACUUUUUCCUCGGAUGUGUCGGUGUCGUUCAGGUCGGUCGUAUCUAUAACUACCACCGUAGCCUGGACGAAUCUCCCGUCGAAGCCAUCAAGUCGAUGGAACACGAAGUGGUUGACUCAGCGAAGGAGGCCGCCGUGAAGGCCGAGGCUGCCGUUGAGAAGAAGUCCGCAUAA
Molecule: messenger RNA, 516 nt
Organism: Aspergillus bombycis
Lineage: Eukaryota; Fungi; Ascomycota; Eurotiomycetes; Eurotiales; Aspergillaceae
Product: mitochondrial pyruvate carrier family protein
Exons: 4
Coding region: 1-516 (171 amino acids)
Biological process (GO): pyruvate import into mitochondria
Cellular component (GO): mitochondrial inner membrane
Molecular function (GO): pyruvate transmembrane transporter activity
Source: RefSeq, a predicted model, not a curated record